AUGCGAGUUCGAUCCCUGGAAGCUUGGGUGGUUUUUGAUUUCUUUUACUUCAUUGCCCCCUGGAUUUGCCUUGGCAAACUGGAGGUGGUGCGGUUGUGUCAGAAUCCAAAGCUCGCGCUAAAGAAUAGUCCACCUUAUAUUUUAGACCUGCUGCCCGACACCUACCAGCAUCUCCGUACUAUCUUAUCAAGAUAUGAGGGGAAGAUGGAGACGCUUGGAGAAAAUGAAUAUUUUAGGGUGUUCAUGGAAAAUUUGAUGAAGAAAACUAAACAGACCAUAAGCCUUUUCAAAGAGGGAAAAGAAAGAAUGUAUGAAGAGAAUUCUCAGCCUAGGCGAAACCUAACCAAACUGUCCCUGAUCUUCAGCCACAUGCUGGCAGAGCUGAAAGGCAUCUUUCCAAGUGGACUGUUUCAAGGAGACACAUUUAGGAUCACUAAAGCAGAUGCUGCAGAAUUUUGGAGAAAAGCUUUUGGAGAAAAGACGAUAGUCCCUUGGAAGAGCUUUCGACAGGCCCUACAUGAAGUGCAUCCUAUCAGUUCUGGGCUGGAGGCUAUGGCUCUGAAAUCUACCAUUGAUCUGACCUGUAAUGAUUAUAUUUCAGUUUUUGAAUUUGACAUCUUUACACGACUCUUUCAGCCUUGGUCCUCUUUGCUCAGGAAUUGGAACAGCCUUGCUGUAACACAUCCUGGUUACAUGGCUUUUCUGACAUAUGAUGAAGUGAAAGCUCGGCUCCAAAAAUUCAUUCACAAACCUGGCAGUUACAUCUUCCGGCUGAGCUGUACUCGUCUGGGUCAGUGGGCUAUUGGGUAUGUUACUGCUGAUGGGAACAUUCUGCAGACAAUCCCUCACAAUAAACCUCUCUUCCAAGCACUGAUUGAUGGCUUCAGGGAAGGCUUUUAUUUAUUUCCUGAUGGACGAAAUCAGAAUCCUGAUCUGACAGGCCUGUGUGAACCAACCCCCCAAGACCACAUCAAAGUGACCCAGGAACAAUACGAAUUGUACUGUGAGAUGGGAUCCACAUUCCAACUGUGUAAAAUAUGUGCUGAAAAUGAUAAGGAUGUAAAGAUUGAGCCCUGUGGACAUCUCAUGUGCACAUCCUGUCUAACAUCCUGGCAGGAAUCAGAAGGUCAAGGAUGUCCUUUCUGCCGAUGUGAAAUCAAAGGUACAGAGCCCAUCGUGGUAGAUCCAUUUGACCCCCGAGGAAGUGGCAGCUUAUUGAGGCAAGGAGCAGAGGGAGCUCCCUCACCAAAUUAUGAUGAUGACGAUGAUGAACGAGCUGAUGAUUCUCUCUUCAUGAUGAAGGAAUUGGCUGGUGCCAAGGUGGAACGGCCCCCUUCUCCAUUCUCCAUGGCCCCACAAGCUUCCCUUCCCCCAGUGCCACCACGGCUUGAUCUUCUGCAACAGCGAGUGUCUGUUCCUCCAAGUAAUUCUAGUCUAGGAACUGUCCCCAAGGCUGCUUCUGCCACUCUUCAUAAGGACAAGCCAUUGCCAAUACCUCCUACACUUCGAGAUCUUCCACCACCACCCCCUCCAGAGCGGCCGUAUGCUGUUGGAGCAGAUACCCGACCUCAGAGACGCCCCUUGCCUUGUACACCAGGCGAUUGUCCAUCCAGGGACAAACUGCCCCCUGUAUCCUCUAGCCGUCUGGGGGACUCAUGGUUGCCCCGGCCAAUCCCCAAAGUACCAGUAGCUACUCCAAGCCCCAAUGACCCGUGGACCGGAAGAGAAUUAACCAACCGGCACUCACUUCCGUUUUCAUUGUCUUCACAAAUGGAGCCAAGAGCAGAUGUUACUAGGCUUGGAAGCACAUUCAGUCUGGAUACUUCCACGAACACAAGUAACAGUCCAUUAGCAGGCCCAGAGUGCGAGCACCCCAAAAUCAAACCUUCCUCAUCUGCCAAUGCUAUUUAUUCUCUGGCUGCCAGACCCCUUCCAGUGCCAAAACUGCCACCUGGGGAACGGGGUGAGAGUGAGGAGGACACAGAGUAUAUGACUCCCUCGUCUAGGCCUGUAGGGCUUCAAAAGCCAGAGCUGAAAUGGCCUGCAGAGACAACUCAGAGUUCACGAGUGGGUGAUUGUGACCAGCAGAUUGAUAGUUGCACAUAUGAAGCAAUGUAUAAUAUUCAGUCCCAGGCACCAUCUGUCACCGAGAACAGCACCUUUGGUGAAGGGAAUUUGGCUGUAGCCCACACUAACACUGGCCCUGAGGAAUUGGAAAAUGAUGAUGAUGGCUAUGAUGUCCCUAAACCACCGGUACCAGCUGUCCUAGCCCGCCGAACUCUCUCAGACAUCUCCAAUGCCAGCUCUUCCUUUGGCUGGUUGUCUCUGGAUGGUGAUCCCUCAACAAAUUUUACUGAGGGUUCUCAAGUUCCUGAGCGGCCUCCAAAACCAUUCCCUCGGAGAAUCAACUCUGAACGGAAAGCAGGUGGCUGUCAGCAAGGUGGUGCUUCUGCUGUGGCGACCCCUGCUGUUACCCCAUCACCACAGCUCUCCAGUGAGAUCGAGAACCUCAUGAGUCAGGGCUAUUCCUAUCAGGACAUUCAGAAAGCUUUGGUCAUUGCCCACAACAACAUUGAAAUGGCCAAAAACAUCCUACGGGAAUUUGUUUCUAUUUCAUCCCCUGCUCAUGUUGCCACCUAGCACAUCUGUAUCUGCCAUGGCUACGAGGAUCCAAGAGCUGGGCUCUUGAGGAGCACGUAGGAGGGCAGAAGCUCCUUUGGGGACUUCACUGUGAGGUCCUGCCCUCUCUGUGGGUAUCAUACCGUGGUCCCAAGAUUUCAAAGCAGUGGAAUGAAAAUGGAGCAGCUAAUGUGUUUUAUUAUUGUAUUGUUCUUGAAGGUGUCCAUCAGUCCCUGCUUGGAGAGAGUAUAGAUUUUUAUUACAUGGUAGCCUACCUGGGGAACAGUCCAGAAAGCAGUAGAAUAAGUAUUGUGCUGUAAACCCUAACUGAGGACUUAACACUUUCCUUAGUUAAGGAUGUGUUCAUGUCUGUCUGUCUGUGGUUGUGUGUCCUGUGAUGAUAAGAUUAUCCUGCUGUGUGUGUUAAUCCCAAGUGGGGAAUUAGCGCAAGAGGUUCAGGAAGGAAUCUUUUAAAGACUUCCAUCUACUGUGGUAUUUCACCCAACCCUAAUGUGUAUUACAACUUCAGCACUCCCCUUUGGCUUAGAUUGUCAUGUGCAUAGCUAAAGUCUUAUAUUUUUUAGAACACUGUCCUGUCCUUUACCCUCUUGGCCCACCCUCAGUGUUCUGUCGUUAGCAGUGCUUGCUGUGACCAGCCUUACAGAGGCCACACCGUAAUGAGAUGUUCAGUAUUAUGUGUGAUGGUGUUGGUUGGCUUGGUAGAGAUAGAUAAGAGAGAAAGUACUGUUGCUGUGUCAUUGUAGUCAUGUUUGAUACUAGCAGCUAACACUGGUCACUCCAAAGUAUUGUUUCUAUAGGAGCAUUGAAUUUGUUAAAAUAAGAUAUUUGAAUUAUCCUAAUUAUAAUGACUGAUUUGAGAUAGAGGCCUUCAAAUACAUUCCAUGUCCUCCCCAGAAAUUAGUCUGUGGGAGUCUGUUGCCUUGAUGCCAGGCAUGUGCUCUGGUGUAGGUCAUGAGUGUUUCUAUUUAACGGGAAGAGAUGAACAUGUUUCCAGGAUAACUUUCUGGCCCAAACACCAUGAAGCUUUUAGGAAAUUUCAUUUAUAUGUUAUUUAGAUACACAAAAUAGACCAUAAGGAUUUAUCUGUUCAGUUUUUAUUUCUAGUUAAUCAGUUUCAGCUUAUAUGGGUAUCUCUUUUGAACACGAGCCAGAUUAGAUUUUCAGAAAUGACUUUUUAUUUGCCCUUUAAAGUAUGGAGAUAUUACUGGUGGUAGCACAGCAUUUUGCUGAUUUAUUAGCACCUUUUCUACAUUGGUGCUAUCCAGUGACUUGAUUUUCUCUUGUGCCUCCGGCUUGGGGAAUGGAAUGUCGCUUUCCUCCCUUUCUUGCCUUUUCCUCUUCCCUUUAGGUUCAGUGUAUACUGUGUUUUUUACUCAUUGAAAUAAAUUACUCUAGUCAAAGACAGAAUGGGAAAAGGCUGGUGGUUUGUGAAAUUGCAAGUUUAUGAAGACGAUUCAGAGUCCAGUUGGGAGACCCACUUGCCAGAUCUGUAGAUGCUGCCCCAUGGGCCCUGGAAUUCAGUUUCUUCUCUGUCUGCAGUCUUUUACUGACUUUCCCAGCAGUGUGCAUUCCUUCUUCUUGUCCGAAACAAACGUGCUGUUUGCGAAAUUACCUUCCUCAAGAUAUGGUCCAGGCAGAAAUGACCCUCCUAAAGCAGCUUUCUUUCCAGUUGUGUCAUCCUUGGAACUAAAACCCUUUCUAAAUCUUCUCAUGGUAUCCAUAUACUCCAUGAUCUUUGUGUUUUAUCCUCUUGCCCUCAAGCUGUUUAUAUCCCAAAGCAGACAAUACUGGGCCUUGUGAUGACUUACUGUGGUUACCUAGUGUCAUCUCCUGUCUCCACUACAGUGGGGAGGAAACAGCAAAACCCCCAGUGGGUUCAGGAGGUCCUGCAUUGGGAACGAAGGAGGUGAGGAAAGGGGUAGCAGAUAAGAACAGUAGUCUAACAUCUACUCCUAAAAUCUGGUAGCAUUCCGUUUUGCAUUUUGUUUAAAUAUUGAAGGCCUAGACGAACUAGGAGAAGAAAAAUGCCAGGAGUUCCCAGGGCUAUCCAGAUUAUAAUAUUUUUCUCUAUAGAUAUUAGCUGUAGUUUGAAGAUCUGUCAAGAAAACAGAGCUCUGGCUGCAUCUCUUCUGCCUGUUCAGUGCAUUCUCGUCGUCCAUGAGAUUAUUGUCCAUACUGGCCAGGCUGAGGGUUUUUUUUCCUUCCUCUCCUGAGCACCUUUGUGACUCUUUGGUCAGCUUUGAAACUGACAGUCCAGGUCCUUGUGUUGAGCUUAUGCUCACUAAUGGGCUUGGGUAGUAGUUUGUCAGGUGAAUAUUGUAGGUGUUCAGGGUUUUGGACCAUCAAAUUAUGGCCAUCCUCUGACUAGGGCUCAGAGGACAUACCAGGUCUGGGCUGGAAAUUGCUACAUAACCCUUAUUUAGAUAGUCUCAAAAACCUGGAUUUUUAAAUUUUCUUUUGACUGAAGCAUCUAUUCUUCAUCUUUCAUUUGUAUUCUGAUUUUUUGGAGGGUAUAGGGGUGGUACUGGGGAUUGAGCACAGGACCUUUGCAUUGAGCCAUAUUCCUAGCCCCUUUUUAAAUUUUGAGAUGGGGCCUUACUAAAUGUAGGCUUGUUUGAACUUGUGGUCAUCCUGCCUCAGCCUCCUAGAAUGCUGGAGUGAUGGGAUUAUACGUGUGUGAUGCUGUGCUGGACUUAUAUUCCAAUUUUUAAUUCUUCAGCUCUGAUCUGAAUUUAAUUAAAAUUGCCAUUUGUGAAGAGGCUUUAUUUUCAGUUUUGUCAUUUUUGGCAAGCCCAGUCCCCUGACCCCACAAACACAAAUGGUUGAUAUGUUCAAGAAGACCACAUUAAUUUUUUUUUAACAUUCAUUAGGCUGUUUUAUUGACCCAAUUUUCUGUUUUCCCCGUGUCUUUUGUAUGUUGUGUUGCAUAACCUGCCUCAUUGCUAGGUUGCUGUCCUGCACUUCUGCAGCUGACUCUUCUACUCUCCUGUUAAAGUCAAAGUUCUCAAAGUGGGCUCUGAGAUAUACUUCCCCUCAGUUAAAUAGUUCAAUUAGGUAGAUCAUCAUCUCAGCAUUUACCUAUCAUUAUUUAAUACAGUAGCGAUCCCUGGCUGGGGUUAGCCAUUCUUUUCCCUUCUUACUAGCCUCAUCACCAGGGCCCAUGAUGUGGGGCAGUACUGUUAAUAUUCAGCAAUUUUUUUGGAUUUAAAAAUUGAGGGUGGGGAAGGAUUGCUAUUGUUCAUACUUAAAGUAUUUAUUUCCUGUGUAGGAAAGUAGAAUAUGUUUUAUGGUGGAAGUGGCAGACUUACAAAUCAGUUCUUACAACACAACUUGCUUGCAAGCUAAGGACCAGCUGCAAAUUUUCUCUAAGGUACAAUUACCAAAAUCUAGUCUUUUUCUGGUAAGUGACCAGCAGUGUAUUAGUGCAGAAUAUUCUCCUACCUCACAUCAUGAAAGUCAAAAGGUUAUUGCCCUUCCCGAACUUCCCUUCUUGCUUGUUGGCCUUUUUGACUACGAAUGACCACUGUCUACUGAGUAAUAAUAGUAUUCUGACUAUUGGCCUAGCCAUAGCAGUUUGAUUGUUCUUCAUUCAGCAGAUGUUUGAGUGAGUACAUGUGCCAGAAAGUCAGCUAUAUGUCCUUCCUUGCUGCCACAGGGGAUUGUAUUUGGACUGUACAGUACUUUCAUUUGACCAUAAAAUAAUUCUUCCCAAAAAGAUUAUACAGUUUUUAUUUACAGCAUUUUUAUAUGACUUGCCUGUCCUUACUGAGCUAUCUGGCUGAAAAUUGGUCUGAGACUCCCCUUUAACCCCUGUUGUCUUCUACAGCUUUGAUAAUGUCUGAGAGAUUCUUUGGUCAAAGCAUCUUGAACACCCACCUUUGUUACAUAUUUCAGUGGGAUUUGAUUAGUGGAUUGAGAGAUAUUUGUGCUUAGAGUUGCACAGUUGAGCAUUAAAUGUUUAAGCAAAGCAUCUGUCUGCAGUCUACUUUUCAAGCUAGUAUUUGCCCACAGUUCCCUUUUUGGUAUAGUGCCUUUUUUACCUUUUUACUGAGCUGCCUGUUUUCCUAACCCCAUUAGAAAGGGUUUUUCCCCCCUUUGAGGCUUGUUGCUAUUCUGUACUAUUUAGAAUUUGUUUUCCUGCCCUUCAGUCUUUGAAGCCAACUCAGCCUCAGAUGGGCUGGAGGGACUGGGAAGGGGAGGGCCCUCAUCUUAUAUGUCCUAAUCUGUAGUCGGUUAAUUUGGUUUUUGAAGACUAGUCAGUAGUAUAGACUGGACUUUAGCAGUGGUGUUAGCCUCUCCUCCCAAAGUGGGGAGCUCAGAGUUUCCUGUCAACGUGUCAUCAUUCUUCUAAACCUUAAAGCUUUGAAAUUCGAUUGGAAGUAUUUUUAACUGCAUAAAGCAUUAAUUAUUGUUACUACCCUGACACAAUACUGGUUGUUGAACUCAGAGCCUUUGCACUGAACUACAUCUCCAGUCCUUUGAAUUUGGGUCUUGCUAAGUUC
Fukomys damarensis (Damara mole-rat) is the source of this 7142-nucleotide messenger RNA. RefSeq names its product Cbl proto-oncogene (gene Cbl). Lineage: Eukaryota; Metazoa; Chordata; Mammalia; Rodentia; Bathyergidae. Gene Ontology annotation, biological process: cell surface receptor signaling pathway; negative regulation of epidermal growth factor-activated receptor activity. The record is from RefSeq and is a predicted model, not a curated record. Bases 1 to 2640 code for a protein of 879 amino acids. Gene Ontology annotation, molecular function: SH3 domain binding; calcium ion binding; phosphotyrosine residue binding. Gene Ontology annotation, cellular component: plasma membrane; membrane raft. The transcript is spliced from 17 exons.